Messenger RNA from Phytophthora sojae, 1113 nucleotides. RefSeq lists its product as hypothetical. The transcript has a single exon. Lineage: Eukaryota; Oomycota; Peronosporomycetes; Peronosporales; Peronosporaceae. Bases 1 to 1113 code for a protein of 370 amino acids. The record is from RefSeq and is a predicted model, not a curated record.
AUGUCCAAGUUCCGCGUGGUGCAGUUGACGCAGGAGGCGCUCAAGGUGCAAUGCAAGGUGGACGACUUUGAGGAGUGGGGCGCGCCGACGCUCGACCUCCAGCAAUACCAGCGCAAGGAGGAGCUGCAACGCGCGACGGCCUUUUCCCAGCGCGGGUCCAUCUUCUGGGCGCUCGUGGAGGACAACGGGGACGCUGCCACUGAAUUGGUGCCCGGUCGGACCGUGCUGUGUUGCCACUGUGAGAGUCACCGCUUCGACUGCGCUAUGAGUCGUAGCUCUGGAGAGGUAGAGCGCGGGUAUUCGCACCACAUUGGGUCGGUCUUCACUCUACCGCAGUACCGCAAGCGCGGACUCGCGACGUUCUUCAUGAAAGAGGUGGCCAAACAGUUAGGGCAGCUUCCGGGGGCUCUGGUGUCCGUGCUGUACUCGGACAUCGGACCGACGUACUACGACAAGCUCGGGUGGAAGCUGCACCCGUCCAAGAUGGCGACGUUGGACGUGGCCCAUCCGCGCAAUGCCAAGUCCGUCAAGGAGUCCCAAGUGGAGGUGGAGUCUCUGUUUCUUGACGGCAAGCUCGACGCAUUUCUUCAGGCGGAUAACGCCAGACUGGUUGAUGACCUGUCGAGCGAGAGGUUCCAAGGGGGAGAGGCGUUUGCGGUGCUGCCGACUCGCGACUCCCUGGAGUGGCAGUUCUGCAUUGGCGUGCACUUUGCUCGGGUCCGGGCGUACGACGAGCUUCCGUCUCGUUGUGGCGUGAAGAUCGACGAGAACGCGUUCGUCAUUUGGUGCCACAACUUGAAGGAGUCGACGCUCUAUGUGGUUCGCGCUCGCUUCCCAGAGGCUGGCGAGAAUGCAGCGAAGCAGACGCAACUGUUGCUGAGUACGGCAUUGGAGGAGGUUCGCAAGUUCAAGCUCAAGAAGGUCGCGAUCUGGGAUCCGCCGUCUGCUCUGCUGCGUGAGGAAGUCCGCAGUCGCCUUGAAAUCGAGGUUGGUGAACGCGAGGACUCGCUCUCAAGCGCAAUGGUGUUUCGCCGGGGUAACGAUGGAGCGGAGGGGGACUCCGCGGCUCCACUUCCUCGCUGGCUCGGCAACGAAAAGUAUGCAUGGGUCUAG